Molecule: messenger RNA, 4329 nt
Organism: Oryzias melastigma (Indian medaka)
Lineage: Eukaryota; Metazoa; Chordata; Actinopteri; Beloniformes; Adrianichthyidae
Product: glycine receptor subunit alpha-2
Exons: 9
Coding region: 1042-2556 (504 amino acids)
Biological process (GO): chloride transmembrane transport; chemical synaptic transmission; nervous system process
Cellular component (GO): synapse; plasma membrane; neuron projection
Molecular function (GO): transmembrane signaling receptor activity; glycine binding; transmitter-gated monoatomic ion channel activity
Source: RefSeq, a predicted model, not a curated record
CCCCCCCCAAAAAAUGUUCUUUAAUUUUUAACACUUUGAACAGAAAUGUAUGGGAAGAGGACAUACGAAUGCAGACUUUCCAGUCUGUGGAAGCCUUUCUUAAGUAAAUGUGAAAAAAAAUGACACUGCAACAAAGCGUGGCCUACUUUUCCUGUCCGGGGGUAGAAAUGAGCAAGCAUGCAGAAAUGUUUUCUUUUUUUUUUCCUUUUUUAACUGGGGGCUUCUUGUUACUACUAUGGCUCUCAUCUUUAAUAUUCUCACAUUGUUGAUCUCAUUUGACACUGUGGGCUCCAGAGCGAAGUGUGGAAGAAGCUCUCAAGUGAGAGGCAAACACGUGCAGUCACAAUGUCCCAUCGCUUUGGCUGACAUUAAAUUUACACGAGUAAAUUGCUGAGCUGCCCGUCCCCUCCCUUGUUCCGCAAGACGGAAUAAACGCGAACUUUCACAGUUUGGGUUCAAAUUUUGCCUGGAAAUGACAAAUCGGAAGUAGUGGAUGAGCAUUAAUAUGGUUAAGCAUUGAAAUUAAUAGCUUUUUAAAAUAAAAAUAAGCUUUUGAGAUUGUGUGAAGCAGAUUAUUUAAAGUAAACUCCAGUCAAGUGUGUGAAAUUGUGUUAAAACAAGAUGUCUGAUUAAAUAAAAGUGCUUACAAACUAAACCUUUUUAACACUUAAAAAUAUAAAUCCAAACUGUAUAAAUCUAUUUAAGCAUAAAUCUAAGGACUGGGGAAGUAAUGUGGCGCCACUCUGCCAGAGAGAGGUUGCUGUCUCUUUAAGUUCUCUCUGUAAUUCUUGUUCACAUGGCCAUAAAAAAAGAGAUCAAGCUUGAAGUCAUCCACACAAACACAAGCAGGGGAAGAAAAAAUGUUCCCUGGGAUUUUGAAUUAUACAGCAGCGGCUUCCUGUAUUUUACACCUGGGCACAGGGAGGGAGGCACAUCUGAGCCUUAAAGACAGAGCCCCGCUGAAGAGUGACCACAAGUUCUUUUUUGCCUUUCCAGCUUCAUUUUUGUCGUUUCCAGUUUUGCCGCGUCUUCUAAUUAGGGAUGCUGCUGCAGAACUUGCAUUUCCUCUGGACUUUCUUUGUAAUUUUGCUGCAAGUCAGAUCUGGGUUCUGUAAGGAGGUGAAGUUCCCCAGCAGGACGCUCAAGCCUCCUUCUCCGUCGGAUUUUUUGGACAAACUGAUGGGACGCACAUCUGGCUACGAUGCUCGCAUCAGGCCGAAUUUCAAAGGUCCACCUGUCAAUGUCACCUGUAACAUCUUCAUCAACAGCUUCGGAUCCAUCACGGAAACAACCAUGGACUACAGGCUAAAUGUAUUUCUACGGCAGCAGUGGAAUGACCCACGUCUGGCCUAUAAAGAAUACCCCGACGACUCUCUGGACUUGGACCCCUCCAUGUUAGACUCCAUUUGGAAACCUGACCUCUUCUUUGCAAACGAAAAAGGAGCAAACUUCCACGAGGUUACAACUGACAACAAACUCCUGCGGAUAUUCCAGAACGGGAACGUUCUCUACAGCAUUAGGCUGACUCUCAUUCUGUCUUGCCCUAUGGAUCUGAAAAACUUUCCCAUGGACAGCCAGAUGUGUACGAUGCAGUUGGAGAGCUUUGGCUACACCAUGAAUGAUCUUAUAUUUGAGUGGCUGGAUGUUGGAGCGGUGCAGGUGGCCGAUGACCUGAUGCUCCCUCAGUUUGUGCUGAGGGAGGAAAAGGGGUUGGGGUACUGCACCAAGCACUACAACACAGGUACACAACCGGAAACAAUACUUCUGCCCCUUCUUUGUGUCUGUUAUUCACUUUUUUUCACUCUUUGGUUAGGUAAAUUCACAUGCAUUGAGGUCAAAUUCUACCUGGAGCGUCAAAUGGGUUACUACCUGAUCCAGAUGUACAUACCGAGCCUGCUCACUGUGAUCCUGUCCUGGGUGUCGUUCUGGAUCAACAUGGAUGCAGCUCCAGCCAGAGUGGGACUGGGAAUCACAACCGUGCUCACCAUGACCACACAGAGCUCAGGUUCAAGGGCGUCCCUACCAAAGGUCUCCUACGUCAAAGCCAUUGACAUCUGGAUGGCAGUGUGUCUCCUUUUUGUGUUUGCCGCCCUGCUGGAGUACGCAGCUGUUAACUUCGUCUCACGGCAGCACAAGGACUUCUUCAGAGUGAGGAAGAAGCUCAAAGAGCAGCAGCGACUGAGAACUCAGGGAAGCACUGACAGCAAAGUGAAAGGAAACAACACACCAGGAAACAGUGCUGCUCAGGGGAAUGUAAACCAGCGGUGCAGUGCCUGUGCCAGGGAGGAGGAACUGGCACAGCAGGGUUACCUCCUCCAAAGCUUUGGCCUUGCACUCUCAACAGAAAGAGGCCCAGAAAUGGAUGCAACACCCGUCUUUGCAGACCUGCCUCCCGGUUUGGGCUUCUACGAAAUACGGAGGCGCUUCGUGGAACGGGCAAAACGGAUUGACACCAUUUCCCGAGCAGUUUUUCCCAUGAGCUUCCUGGUGUUCAACGUGCUCUACUGGCUCACUUACAAAGUUCUACGACACGAGGAUGUUCAGGUCACCAAGUAAAAACACGUGCAGUCUGAGGAAUCACCAAAAUCCUCUGCUCUCUUCACUGAAACAUUUACAGAGUCAGAGGCCUCUCUGCUGAAGCUGCACAGGAUGAAAUCUGACUGCAUGUGCAGAGCUGCUGGGAAGCUCCCUGACAUGGAAGAAUCUGCUGGUUUCUUUUAAACUUUUAUUACUUCCAAAGGAAUGCACUUUGGUUAGCACUUGUGCUUUCUGGAUUACACGUAUGUAUGUGUGCAAAUGGCAACUGUCAACCCACUUUCCAAGAUAUUUGUAAAAUUCCUGGAGCUUCUUUUAUAUGUGGACAUCAAGAUUUGAGCUGUUGACUUACUUAUUUAAACCGGUACAUUCACCUGCGGGUCAUCCUCUCCUUUAAUUCAGAUGAUUUAAGAUGAGUUAGGAUUCCCUCUGAUAGAAAAUGUAUUAAUUAAAAAGACGGAAAUGUUUUAUAAUGUUUUUUUUGUUGGUUUCAAACUAAGCAGUCAGUAUUUAUGUUGAAAGAAAAACUUCCGAUUUUCAACAUGCAAUCAAAUAAUAAGCAAAGAAAAUAUAUUUCAUUACAAAAAAGAAUUGCACAAUGCAUAAUUUUAUAUUGUUUUUUUUUUAAUUGCUCACUCAGUUGUGCUGUUGCACGUGAUCCUGUACUGAAAUUCUGCACAUAGCUUGAAUUCCUCUGUCAGGUUGUCAGAAUGGCUGCUCAAAUUGUGUUUAACAAAACUCAUACUUUUUUCAGCAAUAAGACAUGAAACAAAUUGUUAAUUCUUUGUUGGUAAAUUGAUAUAACAAAUGUGAAAUACAGUGAAUGAUUUUUAUUAAACAAAUUUUUAUUUCUUAUUUCCAUUAUUGCAAAGAUCUUUAAUUUUACCCAUUUAAAAGCCAUCUGAGGGAACAGUUGAUAAAAAGAAAAAAGUGACAGAAGUGGCUCUAAACCUGCCAGCAUAUUUAUUUUAAGAAGGGUGUGACUUCAGAAUGUGUUUAAGCAAGUACCUGGAGAGUACUGUUCUCUAGAAACCUCCCAUUUUAAAAAUAAAUCUUGCUGUUAAAUGAAGCAGUCAUAUGAAUAUUUCAUUUAAAAAGUAGCUGUCAAGUGGAAGAGGGCCAGGACUGCAUACAUCAGCAGUAAAAGUGUGUGAGCUUUAACUGAACAGAAGGAAAUACAUGAAUCAAGGUUGUUUGAUUCUUAACUUUUAUUAUUUGUGAAUAUUCAUUACUUUUAAAUAUCUAAUUAAUUGUAUUUUGUUUUAUAAAAUAGUGGUUUAUGGUGUAUGCAGUGUUGCAACUGUAUUGUGUUUAUCCUAAACUAAAAAAAAUGAGUUAGUUGUGAUCUGAAAUGUAUAUUUAUGCCAAAUUAGAAAUUUAUUUAAGUGGAAAUAAUUGAAGAAUUUCCAUUCAUGGACACUAGAUGGCACUGUUUCUACAAGUAUCUGAACGCGCGAAAUGUUCAAAUAUGCCAGACUACUCCCACUUUUAUUUUGAAAAGUAAGGCGCCUUAAUUAGCCCUAAACCUCAACAAACUAUGGAUGUAUAUAUAUAUAUAUAUAUUUUAUUUUUUUUAAAUCCACUUCUUGUAUUUUUUAUUUUGGCAUAAACAAUAAACAACCCUAUUGGUGUUUCUUAACAUUUAUGAAUACAGUCCUUAUUGUAUUAAAUCCUAUAAAUUAAAAAUAGUUUAAAUUAGGGCAAAACCACUUAAAGCUAAGUUUUUUAUUCCAAAACUGGUCAAAUUUUGCACAUUUAAUAAAGUCCAACAUUUUAUGUAUCUCAUCAGUUUUA